CCCUGCUCGUUGCUCAUUUUCUCGUUUCUCAAUAUGGCGAACGUAUUUGUUGAAGCCGCUUACAACUCGUCUAUUUUUUUCUCGUCGUGUCUGUGUGUGCUUAAUUAUUUGUUGUGAAAAUUAGACGAUUUUCGUGUGCACAAACAGCGUAAAAGUUGCGUUAAACAGCAAGCAUGGCAUCAGAGGAAGAGAACGACGAUAAUUUUCAAGAAGAGGAAGAGGCUCAGGAGGACAAUGCACAAGUGGCGGAGCUGUCCAAUGAUUCCGAUGCGCCACUGAAACCGAAUAAUGACGAGGAUGACGAUUACGAUCCCGAGGACAAUCGCAAGAAGAAGAAGGGCAAGAAGCGCAAGACCCGCAAGGGCGAGGAGAAGGGCCGCAAGAAAAAGAAGCGCAAGAAGAACGAGAGCGAGGAGGACAGCGACUUUGUCCAGCACGAUGAGGAGGUGGAGUACGCCAGCACCUCGAAGCGCGGACGCAAGCGCAAGGAGGAGAAGCAGGCCGCCAAGGAGAAGGAGUCGGCAUCAUCAGGAAUGCCAUCUGUGGAGGAUGUCUGCUCGGCCUUCAGUGUGUGCGACGUGGAGAUCGAGUACAGUGAGGAGGAGCUGCAGAGCCUCACCACCUACAAGUCGUUCAUGCAGCACGUGCGUCCUAUUCUCCAGAAAGAGAAUCCCAAGAUCGCUGCCCCCAAGCUGAUGAUGCUGGUGGCGGCCAAGUGGCGCGAGUUCUGCGAGAGCAACCCGCACAUCCAGCAAGAGGGAGGUGCUGCUGGAUCCGGAUCCGCGGGUCAGGCCGAUCAGGAAGCGGAAGAGCCACGAUCCUCGCGGUCGUCGCGAAACGAGAAGCCGGAUGAUAUCUACGAGGAGGCUGCCGAGGAGGAGGAAGAGGAGGAGGAGGAGGAGAAGAAGCCGCGUCGAAAGCGAAGCAGUCGCGGCAAGAAGGGACGCCGACCCUCGGGCAAGGUGCCCACCCUGAAGAUCAAGCUGGGCAAGCGGAAGCGCGAUAGCUCCGACGAUGAGCAGGAUGCCAGCGGCGCCUCCGAACGGGACUCGGAUCUGGAGUUUGAACGCAUGUUGCAGAAGUCGGACGACAGUGCCGACGAGAAGGAGGCUCCCGCCAAGACGGAGGCCGCCGCUCCGGCUGCUCAGGACGACGGAUCCGGGGCUCCGGUGGUGCGCAAGAAGGCCAAGACCAAGAUCGGCAACAAGUUCAAGAAGAAGAACAAGCUAAAGAAGACGAAGAACUUCCCGGAGGGCGAGGACGGGGAGCACGAGCACCAGGACUACUGUGAGGUGUGCCAGCAGGGCGGCGAGAUCAUCUUGUGCGACACCUGUCCGCGGGCCUACCACUUGGUGUGCCUGGAGCCGGAACUGGACGAGCCGCCAGAGGGCAAGUGGUCCUGCCCGCACUGCGAGGCCGAUGGCGGAGCUGCCGAGGAGGAGGACGAUGACGAGCACCAGGAGUUCUGCCGCGUUUGCAAGGAUGGCGGUGAGCUGCUCUGCUGCGACUCCUGCCCCUCGGCUUACCACACCUUCUGUCUCAAUCCGCCGCUGGACACCAUUCCGGACGGGGACUGGCGCUGCCCGCGCUGCAGCUGCCCGCCGCUGACCGGAAAGGCCGAGAAGAUCAUAACCUGGCGGUGGGCCGUGCGCACCGAUGCCGACGGGCCCAGCACCUCGAAGGGAUCCAAGAGCAGCAACACCCGGAUCCGCGAAUACUUCAUCAAAUGGCACAACAUGUCCUACUGGCACUGCGAGUGGGUGUCCGAAGUCCAGCUGGAUGUCCAUCAUCCGCUAAUGAUCCGCUCCUUCCAACGCAAGUACGACAUGGAGGAGCCGCCCAAGUUCGAGGAGUCCCUCGACGAGGCCGACACUCGCUACAAGCGCAUCCAGCGCCACAAGGACAAGGUGGGCAUGAAGGCCGAUGACGACGCCGACGAUCUGGAGGAGCGCUUCUACAAGAACGGCGUCAAGCCGGAGUGGCUCAUCGUCCAGCGGGUGAUCAACCACCGGACGGCCCGGGAUGGCAGCACCAUGUAUCUGGUGAAGUGGCGAGAGCUGCCCUACGACAAGUCCACUUGGGAAGAGGAGGGCGACGACAUUCCCGGUCUGCGCCAGGCCAUCGACUACUACCAGGACCUGCGCGCCGUGUGCACCUCGGAGAACACCCGGUCCAGCAGCAAGAAGAGCAAGAAGGGACGCCGCUCCAAGCUCAAGGCCGAGGACGACGAGGACCGGCCGGUGAAGCACUACACUCCGCCGCCGGAGAAGCCCACCACCGAUCUGAAGAAGAAGUACGAGGGUCAGCCGGCCUUCCUGGAGGGAACUGGCAUGCAGCUGCAUCCCUACCAGAUCGAGGGCAUCAACUGGUUGCGCUACAGCUGGGGCCAGGGCAUCGACACCAUCCUGGCCGACGAGAUGGGUCUGGGCAAGACCAUCCAGACGGUCACCUUCCUCUAUUCGCUCUACAAGGAGGGCCACUGCCGCGGACCAUUCCUCGUGGCCGUGCCCCUGUCCACGCUGGUGAACUGGGAGCGUGAGUUCGAGCUAUGGGCACCCGAUUUCUACUGCAUCACCUACAUUGGCGACAAGGACUCCCGGGCGGUGAUCCGCGAAAACGAACUGAGCUUCGAGGAGGGCGCCAUCCGUGGCAGCAAAGUGUCCCGCCUGCGGACCACCCAGUACAAGUUCAAUGUCCUCCUGACCAGCUACGAGCUCAUUUCAAUGGAUGCCGCCUGCCUGGGCAGCAUCGACUGGGCCGUGCUGGUGGUGGACGAGGCGCAUCGUCUGAAGAGCAACCAGAGCAAGUUCUUCCGCAUCCUGAACAGCUAUGCCAUCGCCUACAAGCUGCUCCUCACCGGCACCCCGCUACAGAACAACCUUGAGGAGUUGUUCCAUCUCCUGAACUUCCUCAGUCGGGACAAGUUCAACGACCUUCAGGCCUUCCAGGGCGAGUUUGCGGACGUGUCCAAGGAGGAGCAGGUGAAGCGCCUGCAUGAGAUGCUCGGCCCUCACAUGCUGCGUCGUCUCAAGACCGACGUUCUCAAGAACAUGCCCUCCAAGUCGGAGUUCAUUGUGCGUGUGGAGCUCUCGGCCAUGCAGAAGAAGUUCUACAAGUUCAUCCUCACCAAGAACUACGAGGCCCUGAACUCCAAGAGCGGCGGCGGCUCCUGCUCGCUGAUCAACAUCAUGAUGGACCUGAAGAAGUGCUGCAACCAUCCGUACCUCUUCCCGUCGGCCGCCGAGGAGGCACCCACCUCUGCCGGUGGUCUCUACGAGAUCAACUCCCUGACCAAGGCCGCCGGCAAGCUGGUCCUGCUCUCCAAGAUGCUGAAGCAACUGAAGUCGCAGAACCACCGAGUGCUGAUCUUCUCCCAGAUGACCAAGAUGCUGGACAUCCUCGAGGACUUCCUCGAAGGCGAACAGUACAAGUACGAGCGCAUAGAUGGUGGCAUCACCGGAACAGUGCGUCAGGAGGCUAUCGAUCGAUUCAACGCUCCGGGAGCUCAACAGUUUGUCUUUCUGCUGUCCACCCGAGCCGGUGGUUUGGGCAUUAACUUGGCCACCGCCGACACCGUCAUCAUCUAUGACUCUGACUGGAAUCCGCACAACGACAUCCAGGCCUUCUCCCGCGCCCAUCGUAUCGGCCAGGCCAACAAGGUGAUGAUAUACCGCUUCGUGACCAGGAACUCGGUGGAGGAGCGUGUCACCCAGGUGGCCAAGCGCAAAAUGAUGCUUACCCACUUGGUGGUGCGACCGGGAAUGGGCGGCAAGGGUGCCAACUUCACCAAGCAGGAACUGGACGACAUUCUGCGCUUCGGUACCGAGGAUCUCUUCAAGGAGGACGACAAGGAGGAGGCCAUUCACUACGACGACAAGGCAGUGGCCGAGCUCCUCGAUCGUACCAAUCGCGGUAUCGAGGAGAAGGAGUCGUGGGCCAACGAGUAUCUGUCCUCGUUCAAGGUGGCCUCCUACGCCACCAAGGAGGAGGAGGAGGAAGAGGAGACUGAGAUCAUAAAACAGGAUGCCGAGAACUCGGAUCCGGCCUACUGGGUGAAGUUGCUGCGCCACCACUACGAGCAGCACCAGGAGGAUGUGGGUCGCAGUCUGGGCAAGGGCAAGCGUGUCCGCAAGCAGGUGAACUACACGGAUGGCGGCGUUGUGGCCGCCGACACCACCCGCGAUGACUCCAACUGGCAGGACAACGGCAGCGAGUACAACUCUGAGUACUCGGCUGGCUCUGACGAGGAUGGCGGCGAUGACGACUUCGACGACCAGAACGGUGGCGAACGGAAGGCCAAGCGCCGCUUGGAGCGCCGCGACGACCGCCCCCUUCCUCCCCUGUUGGCUCGCGUGGGUGGUAACAUCGAGGUGCUGGGUUUCAAUGCCCGCCAGCGCAAGAGCUUCCUCAACGCCAUCAUGCGGUACGGCAUGCCGCCGCAGGAUGCCUUCAAUUCUCAGUGGCUGGUGCGAGAUCUCCGCGGCAAGUCCGAGCGCAACUUCAAGGCCUACGUGUCCCUCUUCAUGCGUCAUCUGUGCGAACCCGGUGCCGAUAAUGCCGAGACCUUUGCCGACGGAGUUCCGCGCGAGGGACUGUCGCGCCAGCACGUUCUCACCCGGAUUGGCGUCAUGUCUCUCAUUCGCAAGAAGGUGCAGGAGUUCGAGCACAUCAACGGCUACUACAGUAUGCCGGAGCUGAUCCUAAAGCCCUGCGAGCCCGUGCGGGCCAUGGCCAAGCAGGAGGCAUCAUCUCUGGAAGCAGCUCCGGCUGCGGGCAAGGCUGAAGUGGACAAGAGCGCCACCACUAGCAACAGUGCCACCCCGGCCACCAGCGCGGCACCCAGUCCGGCACCAGCUUCAGACAAGGGCGAGGAUAAGGACAAGGACGAGAAGGAGAAGACCUCAUCGGAAAAGAGCGAUGUGAAGCAGGAGCAAGAGCAAGAGGCUGAGGAGGACAAGAAGCCAACGGACGUCAAGCAGGAGCAGUCUGCAGAGGAUGCCGCUGUCGAUACAAAGCCCAGCGAGGCAGAGGUCAAGGCCGAGGUGGCCAAAACAGAGCCCAAGGAGGAGGCCAAGGACACCGAGCUUAAGGACGAGCCCAAGGCCGAAGAGGACGACAAGGAAAAGGAGAAGGAAAAGCUCGAGGACAAGAAGCCCAUACCCAUUGACGAUGACGAUGACGACGUCAUGAUUGUCAAGGAGGACGGAGAAUUGGAGAAGCCCAACGCCAGCUCCCCCAAGGAUCACAAGGCUGCUGCCGCUGCCGCCGCCGCUGCUGCUGGUACCACCGGAGCAGCCGGCAAGGGAGUGGAGGACAGUCUCGAGGUGCUGAAGCGCAAGUUCAUGUUCAACAUCGCCGACGGCGGCUUCACCGAGCUGCACACCUUGUGGCUGAACGAGGAGAAGGCCGCGGUGCCUGGACGCGAAUACGAAAUCUGGCACCGGCGCCACGACUACUGGCUCUUGGCCGGCAUUGUGACCCACGGAUACGGGCGCUGGCAGGACAUCCAGAACGACAUCCGCUUCGCCAUCAUCAACGAGCCCUUCAAGAUGGACGUGGGCAAGGGCAACUUCCUGGAGAUAAAGAACAAAUUCCUGGCCCGACGCUUCAAGCUCUUGGAGCAGGCCCUGGUCAUCGAGGAGCAGCUGCGACGGGCGGCUUACUUGAAUCUCGCCCAGGACCCAAGCCACCCGGCUAUGUCGCUGAACGCUCGCUUCGCCGAGGUGGAGUGCCUGGCCGAGUCCCAUCAACAUCUCAGCAAGGAGUCGCUGGCGGGCAACAAGCCAGCCAACGCUGUGCUGCACAAGGUGCUGAACCAGCUGGAGGAGCUGCUGUCGGACAUGAAGAGCGACGUCUCCCGGCUGCCUGCCACCCUCGCCCGCAUCCCGCCCGUGGCCCAGCGUCUCCAAAUGUCGGAGCGAUCGAUUCUCUCUCGCUUGGCGGCCACCGCCGGCAAUGCCUCCAAUGCAGCUCAAUUAAUGGCACAAUUUCCGGCUGGAUUCCAGGGCACGACACUGCCCGCAUUCACCGGCGGACCGGCUGGCAACUUCGCCAGCUUCCGGCCACAGUUCUCGGUGCCCGGCCAGCUAUCGAAUAACGCCGGCGCCUAGGCACCUCCUCAAUAUCUAUGAUAAGCGCAUUCGUAUUCCAUGCAAAUAUACUUUUACUCAAGUUAAGAAUUUAAACUCUCACACGAAGACACCUGCACACCACACCCCCACCCACUCUCUAAUAUUUAUCAUAAUCAUUUGCAAUGAAAUCCCCUCCAGAUAAAGAGAAACCAUACCUCCAUGGCGACAUCGCGUUCACACAAAUAACAACUUUCCAACACAUAUGACGCUUGGCGAACGGCAGGUCCUUGCUUCCCUUCCCGGAAUUCUGCUUCUGCUAUGGGGCACAUCCCGGGGACUGAAGCAAGGAGCUCGCGGCCAACUAACAGACCUAAAAUAAUUCUUAUUUACUUACCUAUUUACUUAUGUGAUUACAAAAUCUAGAUACAAUAUAUAAAUGUAUUGAAUUCCAUUGCAAAAAAUGUGUAGAG
This is a messenger RNA of Drosophila ananassae, 6541 nucleotides long. RefSeq names its product chromodomain-helicase-DNA-binding protein Mi-2 homolog (gene Mi-2). Gene Ontology annotation, biological process: negative regulation of transcription by RNA polymerase II; chromatin remodeling. Gene Ontology annotation, molecular function: ATP-dependent chromatin remodeler activity; chromatin binding; DNA binding. Gene Ontology annotation, cellular component: nucleus; chromatin. The transcript has 6 exons. The record is from RefSeq and is a predicted model, not a curated record. Lineage: Eukaryota; Metazoa; Arthropoda; Insecta; Diptera; Drosophilidae. The coding region runs from base 174 to 6110 and encodes 1978 amino acids.